This is a messenger RNA of Prorocentrum cordatum, 2614 nucleotides long. Lineage: Eukaryota; Dinophyceae; Prorocentrales; Prorocentraceae. The record is from the annotation of a GenBank genome assembly.
CAGGGGGGCGCCGCGGCGCCCUCGCCCGACGACGCGAAGAAGUUCCGGGAGACCACCGUGCGGUUCCUCGCCACGGGGAGCCUCGCUCCGAGCUCGCCCGGCGGGGCCAGGCCCGCCGGGGCGGCCGGCGCCGCCCCCGCGGCGGCGAAGCAGGGCGCGCCCGCCGGCGCCUUGAGCCUCCCCGCGUGGAUGACGAACGACCCGGCGUCGAGGGAGAUCGUCGAGGAGUGCCGGCACGGCCUGCUGGCCAUGGAGGGCUCCCUGGACGGGGCGGCCGUCGCCGAGAGCCUGUGGCAGGUCUGCGUCAAGUUCUCCGCGCGCUGGAACUACGACCCCAACGGCACCCUCACCAAGAGGAACGAGGAGCUCCAGAGGCGCGUGGCGCACCUGCAGGCGCAGUCCCUGAGGGAGUCUGCGCAGCUGCACAUCCACAUCCGGAAGAUCGAGAAGCGCUUCUCCGAGCUGCAGGCCCACGCCCAGGAGCUGGAGAAGUCUUCUCUCAUGGGCCCCGCGAUGACCAGGCACCGGUCGUCCGUGAAGCCGGCCGGGUCCUCCGCGUCGUCCGUGAAGACGACGAGGACUGCGAUGGGCUCCGUCGGCAUCGCGGGCGCCGGCAGCACGGGCCACAGCUUCUCCCCCGGUGGCCGCGUCAGCCGCGCCAACACGGGCGAGGGCGACGCGGGCGGGCUCCGGCGCCCGACGGUGCCCAACCUGCUGGAGAGCUCCGGCGGGGGGCCCGGCGGCCUGAUGGCAGCGGCGGACACCACUGGGAGCUUCGUCGGGAGCGGCAGAGGCCUGCAGGCGCCACCACCGCUGCUGGCCGCGCCAGGGGGGGGCUUCGAGCCCAUGCCCAGGCUGGAGGACGACGAGUGCAUCAGGUACAGCGUGGUGCCGGCCCAGCUGGAGGAGAUGGACCACGAGAUCUUCGAGCCCAUCUUGUCGUUCGACAAGGACCAGCAGGAGCUGAUGGUCGACCUCGUUAACGAGAAGGUUCGCCGGAUCCUGACGCUGGAUCCCUCCAAGUGGCAGAACGGCAGACUGCCUUUUGGUUUGCGCCCCGACGAUGUGACCCCCGAGAUGGCAAAUCUAGAGGCCCAGCUGGCAUCCCUGAAGGGCCUGCUCAAGGAUGCCAACGACGAGAUUGCCGAGCUGAAGGGUGAGGUCCUGUCGCUGAGCGGCCAGCUCGGAUCACGACGCAACGCAUCGAAGCAUCACGUCAGAGCGCACGGGGCGGCAGCUGCGACUAAGGAUCACGAGAAGUCGCCCCGGGCCGCGGAGCACCGCAGGAGCAGGGGGCAGCUUGAGAUGCAGCAAGAAGGCGACGACAGGGAAGGCAACGACGACCAGGCCGCGUCGCCAGCACGAGACCGCAGCAGGAGCCAGAGCCCAAGCCCAAGACCAAGCCCGGGCCGAGGAAACGGAAGGCUCAGCCCAAGCCCCAGGGCGGGCGACGUCUCGGACGACGAGCUCGCGAGUGGGCAGAUGUCGCCGACCACGGCUGCAGCCUUCGCAGGCAUGACGGAAGAGGAGCAGAAACUCCACAUGCGGAUCAAAGAGCUCGAGAACAUGCUGAAGAAGCUCGAGAAGAAGGGUCAGGACGGCGCCACCAGCGACAUCGCGAGCAGCAAGAGAGCCCUGGAGCUCGCGACCGAGGCCCUGAUGAGGCAGUCGCAGGUCAUGCACAAGGUCCUGAAGCAGGUGAGCGCCGUCGUCGCCGUCUCGAGGACCGUCAAGGAGCAGAAGGCGGACGCGAUGAUGAAGAAGAUGGGCCAGGCGGCCGAGGCCGCGGGCACGCUGCUGCCCAUCGCCCCCGACAGCUACGACUGGCGCGACACACCCCCCGACGGCUCGGCCUCGCGCUCGCGGGGGCGACCCUCGCCCGCGCCCAAGGCGAAGCGAGGCGCGCGCCCCGGCGACGGCGAGCGGAGCCCUGGCGGCCGCCCCGCGGCGGCGUCGAGCGGGGCCCCGCAGGGCGCCGCGGCGCACGCGGCGCACGGGCACGCGGCGGGCGCCGCCGAGGGCGCGCGGGGCGGCUCGUCGCCUGCGGGCUCGUCGCCCGGGGGGCCGCGGGGCCGGGCCGCUGCGCAGCAGGCGCUGGGCACGGCGCCCCUGCAGGCGCAGGCGCAGGAGCUGCAGGGGAGCGCCGCGGCGGGCCGCAAGGAGCGGCAGAGCGAGCCCGAGGCCGAGCCCACGUCGCAGCACCCCAGGGCGCAGCCCGCGCCGGGCCAGGCACUUGCCUCUGCGCAGCUCCGCGGCAGCAUGCCCGAGCUGAUGUCGGACCUGUCCGCGGAGGAGCGGCUGAUGUACCGGAGCGGGAGCUCCUUCUUCGGCUCGCGCCCAGUCUCGGGCGGCGGCAGUGCGUUCGACGGGAGCCCCUCCAUGAGCAUGCGCGGCUCCAUCUCGGGCCUGCGCAGGUUCUCCCGGCCGCCGUCCGCCGGCUACGACCGGUUCCACGGCGUGACAAGCGAGCCGUCCCCGGGGCGCGCGAGCCUGCGCCGCAGGCGCGCGCCAGCGGAGCCGGGCGAGGGCGGCGUGGCCAGGUUCCACAGCGGCACGCAGACCGACCCGUGGAACCCCGGCGAGAGCCCCAGCCCCCGGGCGCGAUUCGUCGGCA